Cryptococcus amylolentus CBS 6039 is the source of this 1151-nucleotide messenger RNA. RefSeq lists its product as hypothetical. The coding region runs from base 1 to 816 and encodes 271 amino acids. The transcript has 8 exons. The record is from RefSeq and is a predicted model, not a curated record. NCBI's taxonomy places the organism in Eukaryota, Fungi, Basidiomycota, Tremellomycetes, Tremellales, Cryptococcaceae.
AUGUCCCUCCCCAAAGCUAUUCUGUACAGCUGGCCUUCCUCGGUCUGGAGCACUGUCCCCAGGCUCUGCCUCAUCGAGAAGGGCUACGCAGAGGACGAGUACGUCGUCAAGUAUGUCAACAUCUCCAAGGGCGAGAACUUCAGCCCGUCGUAUCUCAAAAUCAACAUGAACGGCACCAUUCCCACACUCGUCGUGCCGACCCUCGAGACCACAGGCGACGACGUGGAUACCCGAUACCGAUCCUUACGUGAUACUGUCAGCAUCUGUGACUUCCUCGACCAGGCUCGCGGCGCCAACACUUCUCAGACCUCGUCCGAGAGGCCCGCCCCUGCUUUGGCUCCGGCCACGAUCGAAGCCAAGACGUUGUCCGACCAGGUAGUCGAACUCAUACACCUCCCGGUCGUCGACCCCAACUUUAUCGCCAUUUCCGCCGUCAACGAAGCCGAACUCAAGGAAAAGGCCGCGGAUGCUCCCGGCAAAGCUCUGUCUGCCCGUAAAGACGCCCUCACAAAAUACCUUGCCGAGGCCCGCCAAGUUGUCGCUGGCUCUACCGUCGUGCCCAAGGAAGGCUCCACCACCUUUGACCAGCGGAUCGUUCAGUUUCUGGAGGAAAAGCUCAGGACAAACGAAGAAGUUUGGAAGAUCUACCAUGGCGAGUCUGCGUCAGAGACACUUGACCAAUUCUACGAGGUUUCCCAGAAGGCUUGGAGGGAGAGGUUGCCCGAGGCUUUCAGCCAACUGGAGAACUUGAUCAAGGGCCCCUAUGUUCUUGGUGACCACUUGGUAUGUCUUUUUACACUGAACGCCUCGUACUGACACGGCCUUCCAGUCUCUUGCCGACCUACACGCAAUCUCAUGGUUGACUCGAAUCGUGUCCAUCGCCGGCGGCUUUCCAGAUGCUAAUGGUUUGGAUUCUAUCGAGAGGAAGACAGGCGCGAAUCUGGGCGAAAAGACUAAAAAAUUCUGGGAUUUGUGGAUUGAGAGAGAGAGCUUCAAGCAGGUUCUUGUGCCUGCGAGCUCGGCUUUCCAGGAAAUGAAGUAGAGGCCGAAAGCAAGGCCUGGGUUGUAAGAUACACGUUGGGAAUUCAAUUCAGUUUCACCCUGCUACGGGUCAGAAAACACGCAAAAUCAUGCUUUGGUGUAUAUGUUAC